Molecule: messenger RNA, 1164 nt
Organism: Ostertagia ostertagi
Lineage: Eukaryota; Metazoa; Nematoda; Chromadorea; Rhabditida; Trichostrongylidae
Source: the annotation of a GenBank genome assembly
AUGACGUCUGAUCGAGCUAAGGACCUGAGAACUGACCCUGGAGCUCCCGCAUACAAUCCCGAUGGAGGCUUUAGGAAUAGCGUCGUCCAGCAACUUCUAAGAUCGUCAUCGUCGUCCACUGAUGUGCAACCACCGCCUGCAACGUCCUCCAGAUUCCUUGGACAAAGAGAGGGUCAACUCAAUGCUUUAUUUACAUCUUCCACAAGAGGUGCAAGUUCUACGAUGUUUAUGUGUGCAGAGGGUGCAAGAAAGGAGGUCUACAUAAUCAGAUCGAGGAGUAAGGCGUUCCACAAAGUCAGGGGCAUGACUUGGGACAACAUCCCUGAAUCGUUCUCCCGACUUCAUGAUGGAACUCGCUUUCUGCAACUAAAAACUGCACAGGUGCAAAUAUACUGCUCCCGAAGAACGAUCGAGAAAGCAUAUAGAAAUGGUCUCCAUGCUCUUGUCGCAGAUGGUGUACAUCAAAUACUGCCAGAGCAACUAGGGGAUCACAGCCAGUUGUAUACAAUUCACGGAGUGUGCAACAACGGUGUAGAGGUUCCCCUUUUUCAUGCUCUGACAAGGAACAAAACGGAAACAACGUAUAGAAUGAUUUUUGGAUAUAUUGAAGGAGAAUUUGUUGCACUUGGUGGCGUUCCCAGUUUGCGAUUAAUCGUUGACUUUGAAACUGCAGCUAUAAAUGCAGCAAAAGCGACGAUUCCAAGCAUGACCGUUGAGGGCUGUGGAUUCCAUUUAGCCCAAGCUUGGAAUAGAAAACGAGACUCGCUCGGCCUCAGGCGCUAUUUGAAAGGCCCACACAAAAGUAGAGCAGUUCUGAAGUGGUGGAGAACCAUAAAGGGGCUUCCAUUUUUACCGAAGCACUUACAUCGACGUGUGCCGGGACUCAAACUGCGCCGAAUUCUGAAGAAGAAGAAUGUGGACUUAGAAGUGAUCCUUAGACGGGUGAGAGCAGCGAAUACAAGGGCCUUUGCAGACCUCUGUGCCCUUGAGCAAGUGCCUGAUAGGGAGAGAAACUUAAGGACAAGGGACUUGGAGCGAAGAAGGAAAGUUGCGAGGGAAAUGAGACGUUUCGCAAGAGAAUUGAACGGCGCCUACAUAUUGACGUCUACAAUAAUCAAGUAUUGUCGACGCAUGUCAAGAUAUAUUUCGGAGAAGACAAUUUGA